ACACCUUCAGCUUUCCAGAUAAAAGAUCGAGUUUGCUGCUAGGUCGAUAUGGGCUCUCUCAUGGCUGGAUGGAGCUCACACGCGCUCGAUGACGAUCUCAAAGCUCGUUUCAUGAGAAAUCGUUCGCUGACCAAGGAGGAGGUGGAGGCCUUCUGGAGGCAGCACAAGAAGCCGGCGCCGGAGGACAACGUCGACGGCGGCGAGACCGUCGUCGCCUCCUCUCCCCGCCAGGGGAGGUCGACUCUGUCUCAUGUCCGUUCGUCGCCGCCGGCGUUGACCAGUACCAGUAGCGUGGAUGGUGACGGCGAGGCUGCCGCUAGCCCCAGCGCGAGCCGCGAUUGGUGGACGAGGAGCAGCUGGGCGUUCCUCAACGAGCCGCCGCCGCAGCAGCGCCGCGAGGGAGCAGGCGUUGGGCAAGGCGCCGCCGCCGCCGUCUGAUCAUCAUCUCUUUAAUUACUUUUUUUUGCAUGGUAUCUCUUUAAUUACUUUGCUAAGCUAGCUUUGUACUAUCCCUGUAAAUACGUUAUACGUACGUACGUACCAGCCGUGUGUAGCUAAUGUUUGAUACCUUUUGUAUUGUCGCUCAUGUAACCUUGGAGAUAUGCUAUGUGUACGUGUCACGAUCUAUAUUGGCAUCUCAGAUAGUACAAAAUACAAAAUUUUGGGACUAAAA
Molecule: messenger RNA, 673 nt
Organism: Triticum aestivum (bread wheat)
Lineage: Eukaryota; Viridiplantae; Streptophyta; Magnoliopsida; Poales; Poaceae
Exons: 4
Coding region: 49-438 (129 amino acids)
Source: RefSeq, a predicted model, not a curated record